Limanda limanda (common dab) is the source of this 888-nucleotide messenger RNA. RefSeq names its product deoxyribonuclease I-like 1-like (gene dnase1l1l). Lineage: Eukaryota; Metazoa; Chordata; Actinopteri; Pleuronectiformes; Pleuronectidae. Gene Ontology annotation, biological process: DNA catabolic process. Gene Ontology annotation, cellular component: nucleus. Gene Ontology annotation, molecular function: DNA nuclease activity. The transcript is spliced from 8 exons. The coding region runs from base 1 to 888 and encodes 295 amino acids. The record is from RefSeq and is a predicted model, not a curated record.
AUGAGGACUGGAGUUGUGCUGCUGGCCGCGGGGUUGUGUCUGUUGAAUGUCACAUCUUCACUGAAAAUAUGCGCUUUUAAUAUUCAGAGCUAUGGCGAAGCAAAAGCAAACAACCAGAAGGUUAUGGGGAUUCUAAUAAAGAUCCUUUCUCGAUGCGACUUGUGUCUUAUUCAGGAGGUCCGAGACUCUAAAGGAGCAGCAAUACAAACUUUGGUUAAAGAUCUUAACAGCAGAUUGGACAAAUCCAACCCAUACUCCUAUUUGGAAAGUGAAAGGCUGGGCAGGAAAAGCUACAAGGAACAGUAUGUCUACAUUUACAGGAGCAAUGUGUUGAAGGUCAAAGAGGUUUACCAGUAUCCUAAACUGGAUGAAGGGACCAAUGAAACCGAUGUUUUCUCCAGAGAGCCGUUCAUCGUCCGCUUUCACUCCCCCACAACAUUGGUGAAGGAUUUUGUCCUGAUUGGCCAACACACAAGUCCAAAAACUGCCAUGAAGGAGAUUGAUAAACUCUACACAGUCUUCACAGGAAUGUACAAGAAGUGGAAGACUGAUAAUGUGAUGAUCCUGGGGGACCUGAACGCCGGCUGCAGCUAUGUCACCAUCAAGGGCUGGAGAGCCGUCCGCUUGAGGAGUGACCCCCGGUUCCUCUGGCUGAUUGGAGACGACCAAGACACCACUGUCCGAAAGAAGACGCACUGCGCCUACGACAGGAUUGUUGUCCAUGGACGUGAAAUUAUUUCCAGCGUAGUACCAGGUUCGGCUCAACCGUUCAACUUUAAAGAGGAUUUCCAUCUCACUGAGGAGGAGGCUCUUGAGGUGAGUGAUCAUUUUCCAGUAGAAGUCGACCUGAAGCCCAACCACCGCUACCUCCUUCGCCAUGAGCUGUAA